AUUCUUUUAGUUUUAUGCCAACUCCCGGCAAGACGAAAAGCUACGAAUAAUAGUAAUACAAUAACUCUCUCAGUUUGACAAUAACAACAAAAACAAAACAGUGAAGACGAAUACCGAAUAACGAUUGUUAUUUAUGGACAUUUUUAGUGUUAAAUAAACGUUCUAUUAUUUUAUAAAUAAUGCCGAAAGUUAGAAGAAGUAAAAAUCCACCUCCAGAAGGAUGGGAGCUCAUAGAACCAACACUAGAGGAAUUGGAAGCAAAAAUGCGUGAAGCUGAAACUGAACCUCAUGAAGGUAAACGAAAACAGGAAUCAUUAUGGCCGGUUUUUAAAAUUCAUCAACAAAAAUCUCGCUAUAUCUAUGAUCUAUUUUAUAGAAGAAAAGCUAUUAGCAGAGAACUUUAUGACUACUGUAUCAACGAAAAAAUAGCGGACAAAAAUUUAAUUGCAAAAUGGAAGAAAGUAGGAUACGAAAACUUAUGCUGCUUACGAUGUAUUCAAACUAGAGAUACGAACUUUGGUACGAAUUGUAUUUGUAGAGUACCGAAAAGCAAACUAGAAGAGGGUCGCAUCGUCGAAUGUAUUCAUUGCGGCUGUAGAGGAUGCUCCGGAUGAUACUAUUUAAUUUACUUGAAGAAAUAACGGCCGAUUAAUUAAUUGUAAUUAAUUUAUUGUAUCAUAAGUUUAUAUCUACAUAAAUAUAUGCAUAUAUUUUUCUAUUUA
Messenger RNA from Chelonus insularis, 722 nucleotides. RefSeq names its product protein BUD31 homolog. Gene Ontology annotation, biological process: mRNA splicing, via spliceosome. Lineage: Eukaryota; Metazoa; Arthropoda; Insecta; Hymenoptera; Braconidae. The coding region runs from base 180 to 614 and encodes 144 amino acids. The transcript is spliced from 3 exons. Gene Ontology annotation, cellular component: spliceosomal complex; nucleus. The record is from RefSeq and is a predicted model, not a curated record.